AUGAGAUCUAAACGUAAUGCUCGAUUUCUGACAAAUGACAAUUCAAAAGACAAUAUUAUUGAUAGCAACAGAAAGCCUUCACCUCCAAAAAUUUAUACGAAUACUUCAAACAACAAUUAAUUAAGAUCUGAUAGUGUUUUUUAAAGGUAAGGAAGAAGUAUUCCAAAAGAUUGUAUUGGAUUAGGAAAUAGCUUUCAAUGUAAUUGAUUGUCAUGAUGUUAGAAAAAUUAUCUCUUCCUAAAAAAUAGACACCAAGAAUGUUGAGUAAAAGUGAAAGGGCCAAUUAUGGUUAAGAGGUAUAUAUUUAGGUGAUAAUUAGUAAAGAGUCCUAAUUUGAUCAUAUAACCAAAACAAGAACAAAGUAUGGAAAUAGAAUGUCUAUCACCAAUUAAAUAAUAUACGGAUAUAAAACUCCCCUUUUUUAGUUCUUAAACUUCAUCAAAAAAAGAAUAGACAGCAAGAAGAGUAAUAAAAGAUGCUUCACUCAAUAAUAGCUAAUUCACUUCAAGAGAAUCAUAAAUGAAAACGUCAGAUAAAUCUAAAAUUAAUAAAAUUAGAAAAACUAAUUAUCAUCACCAAUAGGAUAUUGAUCCUUAAUAUCAGGUUUAUGAGUUCAACUAAGAACUUAAAGCAUUAAGAGUUAAAAGAACUGAAUCUUUUGAAUGGUUAUAAGAAGACUCAUAAGGUUCAUAAGAGUCCUCAUUUAAUCAAUUUAAGUAAAUAAAUUUAGGAACUUAUUACAUGGAUAAUUUAAGAAAAUAUCUAAAGGGUUUAAAUUUAGAAGGACUGUAUGCUCAAUUAUAUAUUAACCAUUUUGUAUAAUAAUUUCAUAGUCUUCAACUUAGCAAACAAUUUCUCUAACCUGAAAUUAAAGAAAUUGAGCAUAGAUGUAUAAAUUUUCAAUAGAUAAGUAAUAUAAUAUAAUUAUUAAAUAGAAAAAUAAAAAACAUUAGUCUUGGACUUGGAUGAAACUCUUAUCCAUUGUAAUGAGUAACCAUAAAUGAAAUUUGAUUUUAAAGUUCCAAUUUAAAUGCCCAAUGGAUAUAUUCACGAAGUAUACUAAACUAUAUUAAAAAGGCAGGAAUUAGUGUGAGGCCUUUUGCUCAGUAAUUUUUACAGGAAUGCUCUAAGCAUUUUGAAGUUAUGAUUUUUACUGCAUCUCAUCCUUUAUAUGCUGAUAAAAUAAUAGAUAAAUUAGAUCCUACAAAAAAAUGGGUCACUUGUAGAUUAUAUAGAGAACAUUGCAUAUAAACAUAAUAAGGCAUAUAUGUAAAAGAUUUGAGAAUUUUAAACAGAAAUCUCAAGGAUAUUGUUUUGAUUGAUAAUGCUGCUUAUUCUUAUGCUUACUAAAUUGAUAAUGGUAUUCCUAUUAUACCUUACAUUGAUAAUGUUAAGGAUAAUGUAAUUCAUUUUAUUAUUUUAGGAAUUAAUUGGUGUUAUAGAUUAUUUAAAAGUUUUGUUGUAAAUUGAUGAUGUAAGAGACAUUAAUGGUAAAACAUUUUUUUUAAAGUAAAUCUAACAAUGUCAAAGUCUUGAUGAAGCUAUGAAACUUCUGUUAGUGAUUUGA
Molecule: messenger RNA, 1567 nt
Organism: Paramecium sonneborni
Lineage: Eukaryota; Ciliophora; Oligohymenophorea; Peniculida; Parameciidae
Source: the annotation of a GenBank genome assembly